AUGACACAAGACGACUCGGUGACGAGCACGCGGACGAUGGACGACGCACACCGAACGGCAGUCGACGCAGACUUGGAAAAGGGCCAGCCAGAGCAGGACGAACCGACAGCACGUCCUGGCAAGGAAGACGGCCCGUCGCUGGAGACGACACCUGUCCCACCCCCCGCACACGACAAUGAUGCAGGCCGGGCAACAACAAGCACGCGGUCGCGGGCCCUGUCGGCCGUGCCGUCCCUCACUCGGUCUCGGUCACGGCCGCGGCCACGCUCGCAGGCCCCUUCUGCGGCCGACCAGCACGACCCGGCGUUCCUGGCCAAGUGGGACGGCGCGUCCGACCCGGACGACCCGCACAACCUGUCGUCGGCGACCAAGGCGCGGUGCACGCUGAUUCUCGGCCUGCUGGCGUUCACGGGCUCGCUGGGCACGUCGAUCCUGACGCCGGCGGAGCCGCUCGUGGCGGCGGAGCUGGGCAUGGGGACCGAGGAGACGGUGCUGCUGCUGGCGCUGUUCGUGGGGUCGGCGUCGGCGCGGACGGCGUCGGCGCUGCUGGCGACGCGGUUCCUGGGCGGGCUGUUUGCGUCGGCGCCCAUCAGCAACGUGUCGGCGGCGCUCGGCGACAUCUACGCGCCGACGACGCGCGGCGUGGCCAUGGCCUUUUAUUCGGUGUGCGUCGUCGGCGGGCCGUGCGUGGCGCCCGUCGUGGGCGCGUCGAUUGCGUACGACGAGCGCCUCGGCUGGCGGUGGGUGCUGUACGUCGAGGCGCUGGUGGCGGCCGUCAGCGGCGGCGUCGCGCUGCUGGGGCUGCCCGAGACGUACGGCCCCGUGCUGCUCGCGCGCAGGGCGGCGCGGCGGCGGCGCGCCACGGGCGACGCGCGCUGGUGGCACCCGCACGAGCAGGAGCGCGCGCGCAUGACGCUGCGGACGCUGGUCGGCCGGCACCUGGGCCGGCCGCUGCGCAUGUUCGUCACGGAGCCCAUCGUGGCGUGCAUCGCGCUGUACGCGUCGUUUGCGUACGCGCUCGUCUUCUUGGCGCUCGAGGUCUACCCGCUCGUGUUCCGCGACGCGCGCGGCUUCGGCCCCGUCGCGGCCAACCUGCCGUUUCUGGCUUUGUUUGUCGGCGCCGUCGUCGCCGUCGGCAUCAACAUUGCCAACCAGCCGCUCUACGCCCGCGCCAUGGCCCGCCAGGGCGACGGCCGCGCCGUGCCCGAGGCCCGCCUGCCGCCCAUCGUCCUCGGCGGCCUCCUCUUCAGCGCCGGCUUCUUCUGGUUCGGCUGGACCGCCGAGGGCCCCGGUUCCGGUCCCGGCCGCAACCCGGAACACUGGUACCACUGGGCCGUGCCCACGGUCGCCGGCGGCUUCAUCGGCUGCGGCUUCAACGUCGUCUUCCAGCAGUGCCUCAACUACCUCGUCGACUCCUACGGCCCCUAUGCCGCCAGCGCCACGUCCGCCAACACCGUGCUGCGCUCGCUGCUGGCCUGCGGGCUGCCGCUGGCCGCGCGGCCCAUGUUCACCCGGCUCGGCGUGGGCCCCGCGGCGAGCCUGCUGGGCGCCGUCUCGGCCCUGGCCCUGCCGGCGCCCAUUGUCUUCCGCGUAUACGGGCCGCGGCUGCGCGCGAGGUCCAAGUUUGCACAGGAUGCGUAG
This is a messenger RNA of Sporothrix brasiliensis 5110, 1641 nucleotides long. RefSeq names its product bicyclomycin resistance protein. NCBI's taxonomy places the organism in Eukaryota, Fungi, Ascomycota, Sordariomycetes, Ophiostomatales, Ophiostomataceae. The transcript has 2 exons. The record is from RefSeq and is a predicted model, not a curated record. Bases 1 to 1641 code for a protein of 546 amino acids. Gene Ontology annotation, biological process: transmembrane transport. Gene Ontology annotation, molecular function: transmembrane transporter activity.